CUCCGUGCGUCCAUCAGGGGGCGCUGCUCAGAAAUCGUCGCUGCUUUCUGUGUCGAUGAAUGCAGCGGGGCUAGAGGUCAGAGUUGAAUGUUUGACAGAAAGCUGAAUAUGGAUUCCAUAUUUCAUGAGAAACAAGAGGGCUCACUUUGCGCCCAACACUGUCUCAACAACCUCCUGCAGGGUGAGUAUUUCACUCCUGUGGAUUUGUCUUCCAUCGCUCAUCAGCUCGAUGAAGAGGAGAGGAUGAGGAUGGCUGAGGGAGGUAUGGCCAGUGAGGAGUAUAGGACCUUCUUACAGCAACCAUCUGGGAACAUGGACGACAGCGGGUUCUUUUCAAUACAAGUAAUUAGCAAUGCUCUGAGAGUGUGGGGCUUGGAGCUAAUCCUCUUCAACAGCCGGGAGUACCAGAGCCUCAUGAUUAAUCCAAUAAAUGAGAAAGCUUUCAUUUGCAACUACAAGGAGCACUGGUUUACUAUACGCAAACUUGGACAACAGUGGUUUAACCUGAAUUCAUUGUUGACUGGACCAGAGCUGAUUUCAGACACCUAUCUAGCACUUUUCCUUGCACAGUUACAACAAGAAGGGUAUUCCAUAUUUGUGAUCCGAGGUAACCUGCCUGAGUGUGAAGCAGAGCAGAUCCUUGGUUUCAUGAGAGUGCAGCAGCAGCAGCGGCCAAGGCUUAUUGGAGAGGAGGAUGCCCAGACAAGUGCAGGCAGGUCAGCAGCUCUGGCCCAAACCGAGAUGGCCUUUGGUGUAGAGGAUGAGGUCGUGGAUGACGAUGAUGAGCUGAAGAGAGCGCUGGCUCUCAGCAGACAGGACAUAGAUGUGGAAGAUGAAGAAGCUGAUCUUCGCAGGGCCAUACAGCUCAGCAUGCAAGGCGCAGUGAUGAGCAAUAAGUCCUCAGAGUCUGAAAUGGGAAAUGUGAAAUCAGGGACCCAGGUAGCAGGGAGUGCUGCAGGAGGACAAAAAGAAGGUCAGAAUGAGACGCUCACAGCUGAAGAACUACGGAAGAGAAGACAAGCCUAUUUUGAUCGGCAGCAGCAACAAGCUCAGCCGAACAUUCCUCAACAACCAGACACAAAAUCAACAGGUGGCUCAGGAUCAGUAAACACUGGGGAGAAGGACCAACAACAAAAGCCCAGCCAGUGAAGAAAGUGUGAAAGGUUUGCCUAUGCUGUUUACCAGCUGCCUGGAUUGGCAACCCCAUUCAGGGGUAGCUUUGCUCGUUCCUCUAACCUUUUGCACAUGCGAACAUAAGGACAGUCAGAAGGCUGACACGUUUCCCCUGGUUAGUUCGCUGACAGGCUAUAGAGAAGAGAACAACGGCAAAGAAAGGCAGCAGUUAGUCUAAUCUAACUCACUGAGGCACUGAGGUGUGACCACAGAACUCAUGAUGCAGUUAAUCCAAGUUUGCAAUUGCCUUUUUACCAUGGCGCCUUCUAUUUCUAUUGUAUACUGUUUUUUUAUUCUUGUUUUUUCCUCUGGAAGAGAUGGAAAAGAAUCUUCAGCAUACAAAGGCUGUGUUUACUUGAGUAGGUGAAUACAUACAGAGUGUUAGGUGAGUCAUAGGUGACCAAUGUUAAGACCACAGAUAAAAGCUUGACUGAUGUUAGAGCCUCCUUUCUUUAUAUUGGACUUGAGUUUGUAGGGCGUGAGAUGUGAUUCCAGCGCCUGCUCCAACAGAACACCAUUGUAGUUUUGAAAUCAUUUUUUGUUGCAACAUAGUGAAAUAUCUUUUUAGCCAGCAUCACUAACACGUGGAUCAUUUAUUCCUGAAAUCAUCAAUCAUUUUACUUGUGAGUGUCUGAGAGUGAACUCCUAAGGUAUUUAGACAACGGCAUAUUUUUGAUGUUGUGGCUUUGUUUUUACUUUUCAAGUGUAUAAGUAGGCAUAAUAAUGUAAGAUUACACAGCUGACAAACACUUAAUUUAACAGUGUUUUACCCAUUGUUGGAUGGACAGUGAACAACAUAAGUCUAUAGAGCUAUUUGCUGAAUACUUUUGACUGAUGCAUAUUUUUCAUAUCCUGUCCAGAAUAAGUUAACAUGUAAGCGGGAACAAAGAAGCAGUCUGCAGCUGAAACUGCUGCUGAUAGAUAAAUACAUUUUCAGCACAGCAUAAUCACUUAAAACCAAUCAGCCUACCUUAUAUGUCUCAGUAUUUGUCACGGACCAUAUUAGAAAGAUAUUAUAAAGAGUUUGUAGCCUCCAAUGUCACAGCCCAUAAAAUACAUGAAUUGCACUGAUUCGACAUACUUUGUACACAUUAGUCGUACAAAAAUAUAUUAAUUUGCACUGAGGUUGCCCUGAAUUAAAGCUACGAAAGCCAUUGACUGAUUUAUGGCUUUCGGAAAUAAGAAUAAAAUAGUGAUAAUGAAGGGUGACGGGUAUUUAACCUCACACUUUGUGUAAUUCAAAAUCCAAAGAAAGAAACAAUACAUCAGAAAUGUGUCACCAUGUAUACACUUAAUGUUUGAUUUUAUUUUUUUGAGUUUGAUUCUGACCACAACUUGUUUGAAUCUUUUUCCAUUUCCCUCUACAAGCUUCUGUUCAGAAGAGUCUGGUUCCAACACACAACCAUAUUGCAGCAUUAAAACAGUGUUUACAUUUAUUUUCUGGAUGACCGUUCAGCAUGGCUAUAUCUUGAUUCUUCCACAAAAGUUAGGAUUUGGACUUCUUGUGCUGGAUGACUUCUAAGAAUUCCAUGAUUUCAUAAUUGUCUUCAUUUCUUAUCCUGUUAGGCUUUUUUCUCUAUUUAAAAUGCACUUGUGACAGAGUAUAAAAUGUUGGUAGCUGGGUUUUUAUCAUUACAUUAUUUUCACUCACUACAUUCUUACAGUAAGUACUCUUCAUUUUUGUUAUAUUUCACAAUACCAUAGCACAUUCUUUCAUUUAAUGUAUUAGUUCUUGUUCCAGGAUUAAAGUGACAUUCACUCCUCC
This is a messenger RNA of Larimichthys crocea (large yellow croaker), 2938 nucleotides long. It is a transcript of the gene atxn3, whose product is annotated as ataxin 3. NCBI's taxonomy places the organism in Eukaryota, Metazoa, Chordata, Actinopteri, Sciaenidae. Gene Ontology annotation, biological process: protein deubiquitination. The record is from RefSeq and is a predicted model, not a curated record. Gene Ontology annotation, cellular component: nucleus. The coding region runs from base 88 to 1149 and encodes 353 amino acids. The transcript has 11 exons. Gene Ontology annotation, molecular function: cysteine-type deubiquitinase activity.